Ogataea philodendri is the source of this 288-nucleotide messenger RNA. RefSeq lists its product as uncharacterized. The coding region runs from base 1 to 288 and encodes 95 amino acids. NCBI's taxonomy places the organism in Eukaryota, Fungi, Ascomycota, Pichiomycetes, Pichiales, Pichiaceae. The record is from RefSeq and is a predicted model, not a curated record. The transcript has a single exon.
AUGAGAAUGUCGAACAAUUCCAAAGUGCAUUCGUUGAUUUUUGAUGGGAUCAGCUCGAUCGCACGAGUCAGAGACUCCACCACACAUUUCAGAAUUCUCUCGGCAAUAACCAACGACAUCUCAGACCCGUCGCCGAGAUCAGGGUCCAAUUGGUCCACUGGUGCCUUGAAGUUUGUAUCUGUUCCAUUUAUAAGCUUUGUUCUGGUGAAUCUACCUCUAAGUGACGACGUCCUCUCCAUGUUUUUAAUGAACUUGGAAAUAGAGGUGAAUUUCUUGGACUUUUUGUAG